GCAAACUUUAUUGGAUAAGAAACAUGGCAAAAAUAGAGCUAAGUUAUUUGCUUUUAGUUCUUCUUGUACCAGAGCUAUGUUCACAACUUGCAAUAGCUGCUUCACCAGUGAAGUUACUUCCAGGAUUUAAAGGACCGCUUCCUUUUGAACUGGAAACUGGGUAUAUUGGAGUGGAUGAUUCAGAAGAUACGCAACUAUUUUACUAUUUUAUAAAGUCGGAGUCUAAUCCAGAAUCAGACCCUAUUCUACUUUGGAUAACAGGAGGCCCUGGUUGCUCUGCUUUAUCAGGGCUUAUCUAUGAGAUAGGACCAAUAACUUUUGAGCCAGUGGAAUACAAUGGGAGUUUGCCUACAAUGAUACUGAAUCCUUACUCAUGGACAAAGGUGGCAAGCAUUAUUUUCUUAGACUUACCAGUGGGCACUGGAUUUUCCUAUGCAAGAACUCCAGCAGCUUUACAAUCAUCAAAUUUACAAGCAAGUGAUCAAGCAUAUGAGUUCCUUUACAGGUGGUUCCUUGAUCACCCAGAAUUCUUAAAAAAUCCAUUGUAUGUUGCCGGCGACUCGUAUUCGGGGAUGCUCGUUCCCAUCAUUACUCAAAUUAUAGAAACUAAGAAUGAAAUGGGAAUCAAACCAUUUAUGGAUCUUAAGGGAUAUUUACUCGGAAAUCCAUCGACUUUUAAAGGUGAAAAGAAUUACGAGAUUCCAUUUGUUUAUGGAAUGGGACUUAUUUCUGAUGAACUCUAUGAGUCAUUGAAGAGAAACUGUAAAGGAGUGUACCAAAAUACUGAUCCAAGCAAUACACAGUGUUUGCAAGAUGUUCAGACUUUUCAAGAGCUUCUGAAAAGAAUUAACAAUCCCCAUAUUCUGGAGCCCAAUUGUCAGUUUGCUUCACCAAAGCCACACCUAUUGUUUGGUCAAAAAAGAUCUCUUAAUGUGAAGUUUCAUCAACUUAACAAUCCUCAACAACUUCCUGCACUAAAAUGUCGCAAUGAUUGGUACAUACUUUCUUCUCAUUGGGCUGAUGAUAGCCAAGUUAGAGAGGCCCUCCAUAUCCGAAAGGGAACUAUUGGAAAAUGGGUGAGAUGUGCAAGUUUGCAAUACCAAAAGACAGUCAUGAGUAGCAUACCAUAUCAUGCAAACCUCAGUGCUAAAGGUUACAGAUCUCUUAUAUACAGCGGUGGAGAUCAUGACAAGGUUGUUACCUUCCUAUCAACUCAAGCAUGGAUAAAAUCUCUUAACUACUCCAUUGUUGAUGAUUGGCGACCGUGGAUCGUUGACAAUCAAGUUGCCGGUUACACGAGAAGUUACUCAAAUCGGAUGACAUUUGUUACAGUGAAGGGGGCAGGCCAUACUGCACCAGAGUACAAGCCUCGUGAAUGUCUGGCCAUGCUCAAGAGGUGGAUGUCUUACAAGCCCUUGUAAUCAACAAAUGUAUCAUACUUUGUAAUCACUGUCAAGAUUCCAUUGGCACAGUUCAAACAUUCAUUUCUUAUUUCAAGGGGAAAGGGUUUUAAUUUUAAUAGAAUAAAAUCAAAGUCAAGGUUCAGUUGUUAGUAGUAUAAAUAUAUAUAUUAUGAAAAUGUGUCAAUAAAAUGAUAUGGCCUGAAGCUAA
Molecule: messenger RNA, 1611 nt
Organism: Nicotiana tabacum (common tobacco)
Lineage: Eukaryota; Viridiplantae; Streptophyta; Magnoliopsida; Solanales; Solanaceae
Product: serine carboxypeptidase-like 7
Biological process (GO): secondary metabolic process; proteolysis
Molecular function (GO): acyltransferase activity, transferring groups other than amino-acyl groups; serine-type carboxypeptidase activity
Source: RefSeq, a predicted model, not a curated record